Messenger RNA from Fragaria vesca subsp. vesca, 1872 nucleotides. RefSeq lists its product as uncharacterized. The transcript has 4 exons. Bases 1 to 1872 code for a protein of 623 amino acids. The record is from RefSeq and is a predicted model, not a curated record. Lineage: Eukaryota; Viridiplantae; Streptophyta; Magnoliopsida; Rosales; Rosaceae.
AUGUUAGCUUCAGGAGAACCGCUUUCUGGGAAAUUGUAUCAAUGUGUACUGGAACUAGAAGAUAAUGUUGAGAAGUUGGUCUCGGAGCUGGACAGAGAUCUGUUAAAAUCUAAGGAAGAGAAUAAAGAUCUUAGGAAAGAGCUUGAGCAGAGUGAAGCUCGAAACACAGAGCUUGUGAAUGAACUUGAGCAGAAUGAAAACCAAAAAGAACUGCUCAACCAAGAGCUUAAGAAGAGUGAAGCACAAAAUAAAGAGCUUAGUAAUGUGGUCUUACAACAACGUUCAACCUUGUCAAGCUAUGAAGAUCAAUUGAACCAUCUUAAAAGUGAUCUUGCUCAGAGUAAAGCUCAUACUGAGGAUCUAAAGAGAGAACUUGAUCAGGUUGCCUCUGACGCCACUACUCUUGUGCACCAACAUGAGUCAAGGAUAGAAACUAUGACCAAAGAGCAUGAUAGCUUGAUUAGAGAGCACAACCAAGCUUUGAAGGAGCGAGACUUGGCCUUGGUGAAGUUGAACACCAUUGGAGCAGAGCUAAAGGAGGCGCAAGAAGACUUGGAAUCAGGCAAGAAGGUGUUGGAGACUGAGAGGAUAUCACUGGUUGAAAAGCUUAACAAGGCAAAGGAAUUGUGGGAUGCUGAGAAGAUAGCACUAACUGAGAGGCUUACUAAGGCGAAGGAGGUUUGGGAUGCUGAGAGGAAAGGACUGGCUGAGAUGCAUACUAAGGAAAAGGAGAUGUGGGAAUCUGAGAGGUUAGGGCAGGCAGAAACACAUACUAAGGCAAAGAAGGUGUUGGAAUCUGAGAGGUUAGCGCUGGCAGAAACACAUACUAAGGCAAAGCAGGUGUGGGAUGCUGAGAAGGUAAAACUACUUGAGAGGCGUACUAAGGUGAAGGAGGUUUGGGAAGCUGAGAGUAAAGCACUGGCUGAGAGGCUUACUAAGGUUGAGGUGUGGAAGGCUGAUCAAAUAGCAGAGUACCCUGUGACUUCAAGGAAAAGCGUCAGUAAUAUACACUCGACCAGCAACAAAGAGCGAGGAGAAGAAUGGCAACCCAAAGGUACUUGCAAAUUUCAACAACUUUCUCAGGCAUUGGUCAUGGAUAUUCUCUCAAGGCUCUCAGUCAAGUCCCUCUUCAACUGCAGCAUUAAGAUCAAUCAGUGCAAGUUAUUGCGAAUGUCUCAUCCUGUGAUCACACCGCGAUUUUGUAAUGAGGAUUCUUCGAGCUCAUGUGACAUCUACCGUCGGGCUGAGGUAUACACUAUGGGGACAGGAGUUUGGAGAAGCAUUGGAAUUGUUCCCAAGUGCGGGAGUAUUCUCAAGGCACCAUUUGAUGCUAUUUUGCAUGGAGCUCUUCAUUGGGUUUCGUUUUGGGGUAAGAGCAGUAAGUUUAUACAUUCUUUCGACUUUGAAAGAGAAGAGUUUCAACGAAUACCCCCUCCUGGCAACUUUGGACUGAUAGAGAAGCAGUAUACAGAUAGUUUGAAGUUGGGAGUGUUAGGAGAUUGUCUCAUUUUAUCUGUGUUUUCUGAUGAUUCUAGCAGAUUUGACAUGUGGGUUAUGAAGGAUUAUGGUAUCCAAGAGUCUUGGACUAGAAGUCUUGUUAUUGAAAACUUCUUUCCAAAGGAACUUAGCUUUGUUUGUUGUGAACCUAUUAUUCUUUUGAGUAAUGGGGAAAUCCUGAUGUUCAACGAUGAUGAUCCUUGGGUUAUAGUUUGUUAUAAUAAAGAAGAAAAGAGUUUCAGGGAAGCUAGAAUAACUUCGACUACAUUGCCAUUGAUUCAACUUGGUUACUGUCCAUCCUUUGUUUCGCUCCAUGAUGUUUCAAAGGGAGAGGUGGUGAAAAGGUACUAUAACUCUACUUCAAAGAUCAUAUAA